Molecule: messenger RNA, 600 nt
Organism: Rotaria socialis
Lineage: Eukaryota; Metazoa; Rotifera; Eurotatoria; Philodinida; Philodinidae
Source: the annotation of a GenBank genome assembly
AUGAAACAAUGUUCAGGAGAAAAAUUGGCUUUGCUUCUCAAAUUUCAAGAUAUUAGUAAUGUAGAUUUUUGUCUUGACUGUAAUGACGCUUUCGAAAUUUUAUCAUUUGAUUCAAACGAUUUACUCGAUUUAAAGAAAGAAAUGUAUGAAAUUGAACAACAAUUCGUAUGUAUAUUACAUAGAGUAAAGUGUAAGAUGCAUCUGUUAAAAAAUGCAUUAGUGAAGUUAUCCAAUCAAUUAACGAGAACUUCGAAAACAUCAUCAAAUACUGUUAUCAGAAACAGUCCAUCGACAACUAAUUUGAUAGCUAAUAAUUUCAAUAAUUCAGCAAACACGUUUUCUGUUACAUCAAUGAUCACUUCUGCAUCACCAAACAAUAAUUUAACACCUGAAGAAAAACUCAAGCAACAAAUAAUUGAAUCACUAAACGAUUGGUGUCAGAAACUGAAAGAGAACAAUGGUCAAAAAAUGUUUCAACUGAAAGAAAAUGUCGAUUAUGAAAUUUUUAUUGAUAUUAUUGGAAAGAAAAUAUUGGUUAAAUGCCAAUGUGGCAAAACUACAACGUUAGCUCAAAAAGAUAAUACUUUUAUUGUAAGUUAA